CGGAAGCUCCGGCUUUUUAUUCAUAUUUUUGCAACAAAAGGAAUAAUAAUUGUGAAAUUAAGGAUCAUAAAAUAUGAAACUCUUUUUGCUGCUUCUCUUCUGUCAUAGUUCAGUUGCAGUGAAACACUCACUGAAGUAUUACUUCACUGGAUCCUCUGGAGUCCCAAAUAUCUCAGAGAAUACGGUUGUAAUGAUGGUCGAUGGCAUCCAGGCAUGUUUCUGUGACAGCAGCAACAUGAUAUUAGAACCAAGAAAGGAUUGGGCAAAGAAAAUUUUUGAAAAUGAUCCUCAGCAGAAGGAGAUUUACACUCAGAUUUGUUUUCAGCAUCACCCAAACAUGUUCAGAAUUUGGAUUUCUAUUUUGAAACAGCAUUUCAACCAAAGUGCAGGUGUCCACAUUUUACAGAUGGAAAGUGGCUGUGAAUGGGAUGAAAACACUGGAGAGGCGGCAGCUGUGUUACAGUACGCUUAUAAUGGAGAAGACUUUCUUAAACUUGAUUUUAAGACAGUGGCGUGGAUUGCACUGACACCAGAGGCUGACAUUAUCAAACAGAGACGGGAUGCUAAUAGAGAUUCAAUAAAAUUCGCUAAAACUAUCCUCACUCAGUUUUGUCCAGAGUGGUUAAAGAAGUAUGUAGAGGGCGGAAAACGCUUCCUGCAGAGAACAGUUCCUCCCUCAGUGUCUCUCCUCCAGAAGACUCCCUCCUCUCCAGUCAGCUGCCACACUACAGGUUUCUAUCCUGACAAAGCCGUGAUGUUCUGGAGGAAAGAUGGAGAGGAGAUUCAUGAGGGUGUGGACCACAGAGAGAUCCUCCCCAACCAUGAUGAGACCUUCCAGAUGAGUGUUGAUCUGAAUGUUUCAUCAGUCAGACCAGAAGACUGGAGAAAAUAUGAGUGCGUGUUUCAGCUCUCUGGUGUUGAGGAUAUUGUCACCAAACUGAAUGAAGCAGUGAUCAGAACCAACUCAGAGGAAAACAUUAGGAAAGAGACACCCUCUGGCAUGAUGAUCGCCAUUAUCACUGCAGUGGUUGUUGUUGUUUUUGCUGUCGUUGGAUUUGCUGUUUACAAAAAGAAGAAAGAAAAAGAUACUGAACCAUCUCCGGGAAACACCUCUGAACUUGAGAACUUGAGAUCUUGAUCUCUGAAUC
This is a messenger RNA of Oreochromis aureus, 1148 nucleotides long. Its product is annotated as major histocompatibility complex class I-related gene protein-like. The record is from RefSeq and is a predicted model, not a curated record. Gene Ontology annotation, biological process: immune response. Gene Ontology annotation, cellular component: external side of plasma membrane. The transcript has 7 exons. The coding region runs from base 74 to 1138 and encodes 354 amino acids. Lineage: Eukaryota; Metazoa; Chordata; Actinopteri; Cichliformes; Cichlidae.